Molecule: messenger RNA, 5551 nt
Organism: Anopheles cruzii
Lineage: Eukaryota; Metazoa; Arthropoda; Insecta; Diptera; Culicidae
Exons: 9
Coding region: 183-5321 (1712 amino acids)
Cellular component (GO): lysosome
Molecular function (GO): cysteine-type endopeptidase activity; cysteine-type endopeptidase inhibitor activity
Source: RefSeq, a predicted model, not a curated record
GUUUGUGGGUACGUGUUUGCGCAGUAGUAAAUUGAGUGCGGUGGUCGCGAUACUUCGCGGAACCAAAAUUGCAAUCGUUUGCUGUUGGUUGGUGCUUGGUGAAGUGCAUUAGGAACGAAUGCUAGAGUUGUACACUUAAAAGAGUCUCAAAACAACGAAACAGCUGGUUACAAGAAGGAAGGAUGGGAAGAACUCGUCCACAGCUGCUGUGGCUGCUGUUGGUUCUUUCGGUCGCAGUGUUGGUGAAGGAAGUAUACUCGGAAGAGCCGUCGGAUCCUGGAACCGCUGCUGUCGCCGACGACGAUGCGAAGGAAUCGCCAACGGCUGAUGAGUACACUCCUCAGAACUUGUUGACCUCCGGGUUGCGAUUGGAGCAUGAGCUCGUCAAAGAGCAAGCCGAUGCUCCAUCGACGAUCAACGGAAGCAGUGAGGGCGACAUUGUAGCCAUUCACGUCGACGCGGUCGGAGCCAAGGAACAGUUACGACCUACCUUGCGCGGCCUGUCCUACAUGGCUAUGAGCUUCCUGCCCCGUGGAUACACCUUCGUCGAAGUCCUUUCAGCCACUCGCGAGGUGGUGGCAGGCGUUCGUUACGAACUGGUUACCAUCGCUACGGAUGAAGCCGGCGAACGGCAUUACUGCCGGAUGGUCAUACUAGAGAAGCCGUGGAUUACGACAGUGUACGGUGGAAAGCAUCGUGCGCUCGAGUAUACCAACUGCACGACGAAUGCUUCGGAAGAUGAUGCAACCGUUCAACCGGUAACGCAGAUUAAUCCAGCGUUCGACGCAAAUGUUCGCCAAUCUCAGGAACUUACACCACAACGCGUGGAAGACAUGGAGAAACAGAUUAUUGUUGACAAAGAACCGGUAAUCCCUUCGUCGACGUACUCUCCAACGGCCGAACAGGAAGCGUCUACUACGAUGAUCAGCGAGAGCACUUCAACCGGUGCCGCGAUCGUAUCAUCUACCACCGAGGAAGAAGGCUUAAGUGAAGCGGCCAAAGCAAGUAUCGACGAACUGUUCGGCUUCGCUGCCCCACAGAAGAAGGUAGCCAGCGUCUCACACCAAGAAAACGUUGGCCCAGUGCGCGAGGAAGUGGUUGAGGAAACGAUCGUACCGAAAAGAGUAUCACUCGUUCGAGAGGGUACGGUGGAGACGACGGAGACUCCCAGUAGCACCGGAACCUCCACCAUACAGCCGUUGGAUCAACUUAUUCAGUCCACCUUCGAUGAGGUCUUCCGGACGCACCAAGAAAUUCAAAAAGCCCUGGACGAAGUGGUCGUCAACGGUGGAGGGCGCGAUGUGCAGCUCAAGUAUAGACCCGUUUUCGAUUCGCUGCUGCAGAAGGUACGAGCUAGUAUCGAUAGCUACUAUCGCACAGCCAACGGAGGUGACUCGAACGUCGAUACGGCCGCUUUUGUUGUACGAGACAAUAAUAGUCACACGUCGCCAAGUCGCAUACCAUCGGCAACGCCCCACGGCGUUGAUCAAACAGCGGUCAGCAAAGCGCAAUCUUCGUCCGAAAGCGACGAAGAUCUGCAACAACACCAGAGAGUACAGCCGCAAGUAUUUGCACAGCUUCGCAUCCCGCCCCAGGAAGCGAAUGUGUAUCCAGCCAAGGUUGAUCCUUCGAUGACGGCAACCUUCGUGGCGGACGAUGACGACGAGGAUGGCAACGAUCAGCACGACAUACUAACCAAAGAGCAGCUUACCCAAGUGCUGAACGAGGACCACGGAUUGCAGCGGGUGAAGCGUGAUUCUUCAGCGCCGUUCGGUGGUCACUCUGGCUACCACCAUGGUCCCUACAAAGGAGAACGAGACACGAUGGUGGAGGAAGCCAACGAGGGUGUUUCAGCAAACCAACCACCGGUAAAAGGAAUAGCGAAUGACAUCAACGAUCCCUUGGAGGCUAACCAAAAUGCAGACGGACCGGAUGACGUGCCAAUCGAUGUCCAUGAAACGAUUCCAGUAAAUACUCUCAAAAUUGCGGUAACUGACGGUCAAAACGGUAGCAAAGUUUCGUCGGAUUCAAAGUCGGACCAGGAACAAGUUACUGGCCCCAAUCAAGCACCUAAGAUUGAAGGCGUUGCCAUGAUGUUUGGCGAUAGUCAGGAGGAAGCUGGAGAGGGAACACUCACGAAGGAAGAGCUUACCAAACGGCUGAACGAAGAUGAUGGGCUAAAACGGGACAAGCGCAGCUACUCAUCAUCGUACGAUCAAUCGGACGGUUUCUACGGAAGCUACAAUAGGCGCGACCACGGUUGGGGUGGUAAUUACUAUGGCAGACCGCAUUAUCCUCGAAAUCCGUACUAUGGUUACUACCGAGGAAAACGGAGUGUCGCAGAAGAGGAUAAGACGCUAGUUAACCUCGACGAUCCCACAAACGAGUCAGCAAUGAAAGCGAUCGCAAUGGAAGCUAUCGAUCGGUUAGAUCAGAUGGAUACGGAUCCGUACCAGCGGAUGCUGCUGGAAGUUUUAACCGCACGGAAGAUCUCUCAGAACUCCGAUCAAACACGUGCAACAUACGUGCUUGACGUGCUAACGGCCAACUCACGGUGCGCGGAAGAGGAGAGCAAGAACACUGAGUCCUGCCGGUCGCUACUGAUGCCGGAUACUACGAAACAGUGUACCCUCGAGGUACAUGUUUCUAAGACCAAAAAUGACGACAGCAAACAGGUAAAACUAACUAAAUCCAAAUGUCAAAAACAGCACAAAUCUGUAGGUGCGCUUGGGGGCCAAACCCCGGUAAACGUAACCGAACCGGAACACAGUGAACGCAUCCGUCUUGGGCUGGUCGGCUAUGAGAAUGGCAAGCAUAGCAAUUUUGCAAUUCGCUCCGGAACGGUCCAACUCGUGGCAGGUACGAUUUACCGAUACAUGAUCGAUCUUACGGACAGCGAGCAGGUUGCGUAUAGCAAGUGCAAUGUGAAAAUCUUCACACCGUUGCCAUCUUCCGAUCAUGCCCCGGAAUACAAUUUCGACUGUCACCAGCCGACAGGAGAACAUCGACAUAAGCGCGAUGUAGCACCGAAGAAACUGAACAAAGUGCGGAAAACCGGAGGAACCCAGGAGUUAACACCGGAAGAGUACGGCAAGGAGGAGCAUCAGGCACGCAUCCGCACUGGUCUACAGAAAAUGGCGCAGCUAGCCGACGGCAGCGGUAAUGACCGGAAGCUUACGAUUAUCAGUGCUUCUCAGCAGCUCGUUGCGGGCAAAUCAUACACCUACAUGCUGACGUUUCCCGACGACGAAGAAAAGCGUGUCUGCAAACUUACCGUCUGGGAGAAGCCCUGGUUGAAGGAAAAAGCACCCGAGGAAGCCUUCAAGACGACGUUUAACUGUCCAUCAGGCACAAAGAAGACAAAACGUGAAAUAUGCGCUGGUUGCCCUUCGUCGUUGAGUACGCAGGAUUUAAGCGACACCGAACAUCAGAAUCGUAUCAACAGCAUUCUUUCAUUUCACGGACUAACUCGCGAUAGAGAUUUCAAGGUGAUCAAUGCCUCUCAACAAGUUGUAGCGGGUAUGAAGUACGUGUACAAUGUCCUGCUCAAUGGCAACACCUGUGAGCUGGCGUCCGUGGAGCGUGUUUGGUUAGCGCAGUCACAGCCGGAACAAGCCUACAUGUAUUCGUCCAGCUGCGCUACAGAAGGAAAGUCACUACGGCGUCGUUCAACUCUUGGUGGAAUCCGUUCGUUCGACCAGGACGAAUUGGACGAUACCGAACAUGUGCAGCGCGUGGACAAAAUUAUAGUGUCGAACGGCGGAUCGCAUGGAUCUAAAGUUCGGAUCGUUAGCGGAACCGUGCAGACUGUGUCCGGAAGACUGUUCAAGUACGCUGUCGAAUUCGAUGAUGAUCAAGGCAAGAAAGUUUGCAAACUAUCGUCUUGGGAACGCCCCUGGCUCGAGAAGGAAAAUCCAACCGACGCCUAUCAAUACACCGUAACGUGUCCGACUAAACUGCGACAGAAGCAUCAGCGCCAACACGAACGCAAGCGGCGUCACGCCAAGAAGACGGGAAGUUCGAACGAGCUAACGGCCGAAGAACUGAAAGACAAAUCGCAUGUCGAGCGUAUCAAGGCCGGAUUGGUCUCAUACAAUGUUGAAAGGUCGAAAACCUACAGUGAUUUUGAAAUAUUGGCAGGCUCUACGCAACAGAUGGCCGGCUCGCUGUACAAGUACACGUUCCGCGUAAAGAACGAGCCCGAUAUUGUGUGCAAAAUAUCCAUCUGGGAGCGCGUCUGGUUGGAAUCGCAGGACCAGCGGAAGUACAACGUUAAGUGUACCGGCGAUGACGACACAGAGCAACCGGAUCGCCAACAACACCAGCCGCAGGAUACGGUGAAGCGUUCGGUGCGAUCACUAAAGAUCGACGACAACGAGCACGUUCGGCGCCAGUUCGAAAAGUUUAAAGUGCGCCACAUGCGCCAGUACGCCAGUUCGCUUGAGCACGAGAUGCGCUUCAACAUCUUCCGGAACAAUCUGUUUAAGAUAGAGCAACUGAACCGACACGAACGAGGAACUGGCAAGUACGGUGUAACCAAGUUUGCCGACAUGACCACGGCCGAGUACCGCGCGCAUACCGGCUUGAUCAUGCCGAAACACGAGCACAGCAAUCACAUCCGCAAUCCCAUCGCAAGGCUUGCGAAUGACGCAAAUUUGCCGGAGUCGUUCGAUUGGCGUGACCGCGGUGCCGUUACUAACGUGAAGGAUCAGGGCAGCUGUGGCUCGUGCUGGGCAUUUAGUGCGAUCGCAAACAUCGAAGGUUUGCAUCAGAUCAAAACGAAUAAGCUGGAAUCGUACUCGGAACAGGAGCUGAUCGAUUGCGACAAAGUCGACAACGGGUGCCAGGGUGGUUACAUGGACGAUGCUUUCAAGGCUAUUGAAAAGAUAGGCGGUUUGGAGCUAGAGAGUGACUAUCCGUACCAUGCCAAGGCGCAGAAAAGUUGCCAGUACAACAAAACACUCAGCCACGUUCGCGUCAAGGGUGCGGUCGAUAUGCCGAAGAACGAAACGUUCAUCGCGCAGUACCUCAUCGAAAACGGACCGAUCUCAAUCGGACUGAACGCGAACGCGAUGCAGUUCUAUCGCGGCGGUAUAUCGCACCCCUGGCAUCUGCUGUGCAAUCACAAGCAGAUCGACCACGGUGUCCUGCUGGUAGGCUACGGCAUCAAAGAGUAUCCGAUGUUCAACAAAACCCUUCCAUAUUGGAUCAUCAAGAACUCCUGGGGACCGAAGUGGGGUGAGCAGGGCUACUACCGCAUCUAUCGCGGGGACAACUCGUGCGGUGUGAGCGAAAUGGCAUCUUCAGCCGUUAUUGAGUAAAGACAUGGUGCGGUCGCUUGAUGGCGUCCGGUGACGUUCAUCACUUUUUUACAGUUUUUAUAAUUCUCUUGUUGCUCUUGCAUGUAUGCGUUUCGACAUCGUUAAAGGUACUAUGAUAGAUUUUGUGGUCUUUUUAGGCAAAAAUCUCUUUUUAUUCACCAUUUAUAUAUCUUAUUUUUACCUUCUUUUAGACGAUAUAGUGUGAAAAUAAUAAAUGAAAACGAACACUC